CCUGCCCCCUCGCCUCUCCUCCUCCUCCUCCUCUUCCUCCUCCUCCUCCUCUCUUUUAGCAGCCGGGAUCCGAGAUGGAUGUGCCUCUUUGCCCGGCCAAGAGUAGUUUCUGGCGGAUUUUCCUGCUGGGCAGCGUGUGGCUGGACUAUGUGGGCUCGGUGCUGGCUUGCCCGGCCAACUGCGCCUGCAGCAAGACAGAGAUCAGUUGCAGGCGGCCGGACGAUGGCAACCUCUUCCCGCUGCUGGAAGGGCAGGACUCGGGCGGCGGGGCCAACGCCAGCGUCAACAUCACGGACAUCUCCCGCAACAUCACUUCCAUACACAUAGAGAACUGGCGUGGUCUGCAUACUCUCAAUGCUGUGGACAUGGAACUCUACACUGGCCUGCAGAAGCUCACCAUCAAGAACUCGGGGCUUCGGAACAUCCAGCCCAGGGCCUUCGCCAAGAACCCACACCUUCACUACAUCAACCUGUCCAGUAACCGCCUCACCACCUUGUCCUGGCAGCUCUUUCAGACACUGAGUCUCCGGGAACUGAGGUUGGAGCAAAACUUGUUUGACUGCAGCUGCGGCAUCCGCUGGAUGCAGCUAUGGCAGGAGCGGGGUGCGGCGCGGCUGGGCGGCCAGGAGCUCUUCUGCGCGGGCACAGACGGGGCACCGCUGCCCCUGGGCCGCAUGAACGUCAGCCAGUGCGACCUCCCUGAGAUCAGCGUGAGCCAUGUUAAUCUCACCGUGCGGGAGGGGGACAACGCUGUGGUCACGUGCAAUGGUUCUGGCUCCCCACUGCCCGACGUGGACUGGAUGGUGAACGGGCUGCAGUCCAUCAACACACACCAGACCAACCUGAACUGGACCAACGUCCAUGCCAUCAACCUGACGCUGGUGAAUGUGACCAGUGAGGACAAUGGCUACACGCUCAUCUGUAUUGCUGAGAACGUGGUGGGCAUGAGCAAUGCCAGCGUGGCCCUCACUGUGCACUAUCCGCCCCGCGUGGUGAGCCUGGAGGAGCCCGAGGUGCGGUUGGAGCACUGCAUCGAGUUCGUGGUGCGCGGGAACCCUCCACCCGCCCUGCGUUGGCUGCACAACGGGCAGCCAUUGCGCGAGUCCAAGAUCAUCCACGUCGACUUCUACCAGGAGGGAGAGCUGGCUGAGGGCUGCCUGCUGUUCGACAAGCCCACGCACUACAACAACGGCAACUACACACUCAUUGCCAGCAACGCCUUGGGAACGGCCCGUCAGACCAUCAAUGGCCACUUCCUCAAGGAGCCCUUCCCCGAGAGCACGGAGAACUUUGUCUCUUUCUACGAGGUGAGCCCGACCCCCAUCACUGUGACCUUGAAACCAGAGGAGGACACAUUCGGGGUGUCCAUCGCAGUCGGCCUGGCCGCCUUCGCCUGCGUCCUGCUUGUGGUGCUGUUCGUCAUGAUCAACAAGUAUGGCCGCAGGUCCAAGUUCGGCAUGAAGGGACCCGUAGCUGUCAUCAGUGGCGAGGAAGAUUCGGCCAGCCCACUGCACCACAUCAACCACGGCAUCACCACACCCUCUUCACUGGACACGGGGCCAGACACAGUGGUCAUCGGCAUGACGCGCAUCCCAGUCAUCGAAAACCCCCAGUACUUCCGCCAGGGCCACAGUUGCCACAAACCUGACACGUACGUGCACCACAUCAAGCGCAGGGACAUCGUGCUGAAGCGGGAGCUGGGUGAGGGCGCCUUCGGGAAGGUCUUCCUGGCCGAAUGCUACAACCUCAGCCCCACCAAGGACAAGAUGCUGGUUGCUGUGAAGGCACUGAAGGACCCCACAUUGGCUGCCCGCAAGGACUUUCAGCGAGAAGCUGAGCUUCUCACUAACCUACAGCAUGACCACAUCGUCAAGUUCUACGGGGUGUGCGGGGACGGGGACCCCCUCAUCAUGGUCUUCGAGUAUAUGAAGCAUGGGGACCUAAAUAAGUUCCUCAGGGCCCAUGGGCCAGAUGCGAUGAUCCUGGUGGACGGGCAGCCCCGCCAGGCCAAAGGCGAGCUGGGCCUGUCUCAGAUGCUGCACAUCGCUAGCCAGAUUGCAUCUGGCAUGGUUUACCUGGCCUCCCAGCACUUUGUGCAUCGAGACCUUGCCACGCGCAACUGCCUGGUGGGCACCAACCUGCUGGUGAAGAUUGGGGACUUUGGCAUGUCCCGGGAUGUCUACAGCACCGACUACUACCGGCUCUUUAAUCCAUCUGGAAAUGAUUUUUGUAUAUGGUGUGAGGUGGGCGGCCACACCAUGCUGCCCAUUCGCUGGAUGCCCCCCGAAAGCAUCAUGUACCGCAAGUUCACCACAGAGAGCGACGUGUGGAGUUUCGGGGUGAUCCUCUGGGAGAUCUUCACCUAUGGGAAGCAGCCGUGGUUCCAGCUCUCCAACACCGAGGUUAUCGAGUGCAUCACCCAGGGCCGCGUGCUGGAGCGGCCCCGCGUUUGCCCCCAGGAGGUGUACGAUGUCAUGCUGGGGUGCUGGCAGCGGGAACCCCAGCAGCGGCUGAACAUCAAGGAAAUCUAUAAGAUCCUGCAGGCCCUGGGGAAAGCUGCGCCUGUCUACCUGGACAUCCUUGGUUGAGGGGCCCCCCCGCCUACACCCCGCCUCAUGGCGCCUCCCUCGUCCUCGACUAAACAUCUUCAUAGAAACUCAAGUGCCUGCAACGUACAACACUGAAAACCCGAAAAAGAAAAAAAAAAAAGAGCGAGCGAGAGAGAGAGCGAGCGAGAGCGAGUUUCGUGUAAGGCAGUCGGCAUAUCCGUAUAUAUCUAUUUAUCUAUUAUCUAUCUAGCUAUAUCUGCAAGGGAGAGCCCCUGCUCAAAGACAGAGAAGAAUCGGGGGCCCCCACCCCCAGACGCCACGGCCUACGUCACUUGCCUCUUGCUCCAGCUGGUCUCCCCCCUUAGGGGGGCCAUGGAGACAUAGAGACUGAGAUCCAUGUGGCAACCGUCACCCCCAGGCUGGGGCACAGGUGGGGGAACUCCGGCAGAUUCAGCGAGUGUCUCAUCAAACCCUCCCAGCUCUGCGCCCCGAGACUGUUUCCUCCCCUCCCUCCGGAAAGGAGUCGUGAUGUUCUGGGGAGCCGGACAGACCUCGGCAACACCCCAUGUCUCCCCGCCAUGGUCAAGCUGGCCAGAGAUGAGCAGGAAGCCACAGCAGGGAGCUGGCACCCCUUUCUUCAAGGACUGGACAUUCAGGAUUGAAGGCUGCAGGCGCUGUCCCCGCCAUGUGGGAUGUGUUGUGUCCACGAGGCAGCCUUGGGAGCUGGUGGGGUGUCAUGGUCAUUGGACCCCCUUUCAGGGUGACCCUUGGGGGCUGCAGACAGAAGCAGGGGUCUUUGUGGGAGCUGCUAAGGUGCAGCCUGGCUACUUGGGUCUACCCCACUCCCCUAUCUGGCUUGGCUCAGUCUCAGGGCAGAUCAUAGUCGCCUUAUCUCCAGCCACUGAGCGAGCCUUGUGGGAGACUUGGGGGGCUGUGGAGGCAUAUUGCCAGGCUGGGUGGGGAGAGAGGGGUUGAGGCAUCUCUGGGGAGGCCACGGCCGGCCUGACACCCUGCGAUGACUGAGGAGCCUCAGUCCCUGUGCCCAGGAUGUGGCCCGGGGCCUCUGGACAGGCCCCAGCAAGACUCGGGGGAGCAACAUCCAGGGGGACCACGGGCCAUCGCUCCCAAGCACAGAUCAACCUCAUGAUGGGACCCUUCGGGGAGGGGUCCUGGGUGUCCCCUUCCCGCAGCUGCUGGGACAGACCCCGCGGGCCGGGGUGGGUCCAUCGGAUGCCCUUUGUUGGGGUCGGGACCUGAUUCUGUGUCCGUGGUUUUGCUGCUUUUAUUUUAUUUUAUUUUUUACAGACCAAAUCUUUUUAUUUGACAAGGACAGAGCCAGGCCGGGACUGUAUGCCCCCACUGGGGAGGUGGGAUUUGGGGGGGCUGCUUGGCUGGAACAUGGGGCAUGGAGGGCUGGAGACACCCCAUGGCAUGUCUGAGAUCAUGCCACCUUGUCCUUCCUCUCCCUGCUGGAGCAGUGGCACCUGGAGGUGUCUGGAUAUGGGGUGGCGGUGCAGCCAGACCACGAGGUUUGUGGGGUGGGAGAGGGCAGGCAGCCCUAGCCUCUGUGCCCUGCAGGUCCCCCCCAAAUAGAUGCCGUGUGGCUUCACGGUC
Messenger RNA from Suncus etruscus (white-toothed pygmy shrew), 4163 nucleotides. It is a transcript of the gene NTRK3, whose product is annotated as neurotrophic receptor tyrosine kinase 3. Gene Ontology annotation, biological process: positive regulation of kinase activity; protein phosphorylation; cell surface receptor protein tyrosine kinase signaling pathway. The transcript is spliced from 18 exons. The record is from RefSeq and is a predicted model, not a curated record. Bases 75 to 2588 code for a protein of 837 amino acids. Gene Ontology annotation, cellular component: axon; plasma membrane; signaling receptor complex. NCBI's taxonomy places the organism in Eukaryota, Metazoa, Chordata, Mammalia, Eulipotyphla, Soricidae. Gene Ontology annotation, molecular function: ATP binding; neurotrophin binding; transmembrane receptor protein tyrosine kinase activity.